AUCAUUCAUUCAAUCGGUAGAAACUCAGCCUCGCGCCACCAAUUCCUCCGCCGCCGCCGCCAGUUUCAUUCUCAGAGCUCACACACAAGCAGCAGCUAGGUACUAAUCGCAGCCUCGAUCAUCGAAAAUCCAAAUCAAUUCACAGAAUUAAUUAUUCAAAAAAAAAAAAAAAAAAUUCAAUCCGGAUCGGUCGAUUUUCCCGCCAACACUCAUUCCGCGAUGCCAUCGCUGCGACGGAGGCGCGCCGCGGCGCAGGAGUCGGUCCGGGAUCCUGAUCCGGACGAGAGGAAGCCGGAGCUCCGGAGACCGAGGAGGCAGCGGAAAUGGUCGUGCCUGGACAAUUGCUGCUGGUUCAUCGGGUGCGUCUGCGUGGCGUGGUGGGCGCUGCUGUUCCUGUUCAACAUGAUGCCUUCCUCGUUCCCGCAGUACGUCACGGAGGCGAUCACGGGGCCAAUGCCCGACCCGCCCGGGGUGAAUCUGAAGAAGGAGGGGCUGCAGGCGAAGCAUCCCGUGGUGUUCGUGCCGGGAAUCGUCACGGGAGGGCUGGAGCUGUGGGAGGGGCACAGCUGUGCUGAAGAUUUGUUCAGGAAGAGGCUGUGGGGAGGCACUUUUGGUGAUGUUUACAAGAGGCCACUAUGUUGGGCGGAGCAUAUGUCAUUGGAUAAUGAAACUGGCUUGGAUCCUCCUGGUGUGAGAGUCAGGCCUGUCACUGGCCUUGUCGCGGCAGAUUACUUUGCUCCAGGGUAUUUUGUUUGGGCAGUUCUAAUAGCUAAUCUUGCUCAGAUUGGGUAUGAAGAGAAAGCCAUGUACAUGGCUGCAUAUGAUUGGAGGCUUUCAUUCCAGAACACAGAAGUGCGUGAUGGAGCACUGAGCAGAAUAAAAAGUAAUAUAGAACUGAUGGUUGCUACAAGUGGACACAGGGCAGUAAUCAUUCCACAUUCCAUGGGUGUUCUAUACUUUCUCCAUUUUAUGAAAUGGGUGGAGGCACCUGCUCCAGUGGGUGGAGGAGGUGGACCAGACUGGUGUGCUAAACAUAUAAAGGCUGUGAUGAACAUUGGGGGGCCACUUUUAGGUGUUCCGAAAGCUGUUUCUGGGCUUUUCUCUGCAGAAGCAAGAGAUAUUGCUGUGGCCAGGACAAUUGCUCCUGGUGUCCUGGAUAAGGAUCUAUUCCGAAUCCAAACCUUGCAGCACGUAAUGAGGAUGACAAGGACAUGGGAUUCAACAAUGUCAAUGAUACCAAAAGGUGGAGACACCAUUUGGGGUGGACUUGACUGGUCACCUGAGCAGGGUUAUGCUGCUAGCAAAAGAAAGCAAGAUACCAGCCAACCUGAGAACUCAACCGGUACGGAAGAUGAAAAUAUUGAACCAAAAGUAAAACAUGCCCAUUAUGGAAGAAUAAUAUCCUUUGGGAAAGAUGUAGCUGAGGCAGAUUCUUCGGAUAUUCAGAGAGUUGAUUUUAGGGAUGCUGUAAAGGGCAACAAUUUUGCAAACGAUACUUGUCAAGAUGUGUGGACAGAGUAUCAUGACAUGGGUAUUAGUGGCAUCACAUCUGUUACUGAAUAUAAAGUUUAUACUGCUGGAGAUAUACUGGAUCUGCUAAACUACGUUGCCCCCAAAAUGAUGGAGCGUGGCGGUGCUCAUUUUUCUUAUGGUAUUGCUGAUAACUUGGACGACCCCAAGUAUUCGCACUACAAAUAUUGGUCAAAUCCAUUAGAAACAAGGUUACCAAAUGCCCCAGAGAUGGAGAUCUUUUCUAUGUAUGGAAUUGGCAUUCCUACUGAAAGAGCUUAUGUAUACAGACAGGUCGCGGCUACAGAUUGCUACAUUCCUUUUCAAAUUGAUACAUCUGCGGUUGAAGAAAAUAUAGAUAGAUGCAUAAAAGAUGGUGUUCUCACCGUUGAUGGGGACGAAACUGUCCCUGUAUUAAGUGCAGGCUACAUGAGCGCAAAAGGGUGGCGUGGAAAAACUAGAUUCAAUCCUUCAGGAAUGAAAACUUAUAUACGGGAGUGCGAUCAUGCUCCCCCGUCUAAUCUUCUUGAAGGCCGCGGCACGCAGAGUGGUGCUCAUGUUGACAUCAUGGGAAACUUUGCCUUGAUCGAGGACGUUAUGAGGGUUGCUGCCGGUGCUACGGGGGAGGAACUGGGAGGUGAUCGGGUGUACUCAGACAUCUUCAGCUGGUCCGAAAGGAUCCAACUACCUCUCUAAGUCAACCUGUAUGAUAGGCUUUCAAGGCUCCAUUCUGUAAAUUAUACAAAUUGUCUUCUUGAAGCAGGACGGUGCAUCACGAUUGAGGAUUCCAUUCUGCUACAUCAUACUCUUGACUCGAACAGUGGCACUGGUGCACGGUGGCUGAGGCAACGCACGAAGAGAGGCGUUUGCUUCAGCGUGAUCGAGCUUCUGAAGCGGGAAUGUGCCGGUUAAGGUGUUAUAUCUGACACCAGUGUGUACGUCUUUGGGGAUUAUGUGUUUCAUUUCAUUCAUUUGCUCUUUGAAGCUGGCAUUUGUAUUAUAUGAUCCUACUGUUGUUGUGUGGGAUCAAGAAACAGGGUAGAGAAAAAAGAAAAAAAUGUGUAUCUAUUCUUUGGUUUAGAUUUUCAUUCCAACUACUUUGCAGAAAUAUUCUCUUUCUUUCCA
Molecule: messenger RNA, 2634 nt
Organism: Salvia hispanica
Lineage: Eukaryota; Viridiplantae; Streptophyta; Magnoliopsida; Lamiales; Lamiaceae
Product: phospholipid:diacylglycerol acyltransferase 1-like
Biological process (GO): lipid metabolic process
Source: RefSeq, a predicted model, not a curated record